CUGAAGGAUGAACUGGACCGGGCCAACAAGGUCCUCAAGGCAGAGAUGGAUGACCUGGUCUCAUCGAAGGACGACGUCGGUAAAAGUGUCCACGAGCUGGAGAAAGCGAAGCGUGCCAUGGAUCAACAGCUGGAGGAGAUGCGCGUGCAGCUGGAGGAACUGGAGGACGAGCUGCAGGCCACGGAGGACGCCAAGCUGCGUCUGGAGGUCAACAUGCAGGCCAUGAAGGCCCAGUCCGACAGGGACCUGCAGGCCAGAGAUGAGCAAGGUGAAGAGAGGAGGAAGCAGCUGGUCAAACAGGUGCGUGAGAUGGAGACUGAGCUGGAGGAUGAGCGGCGGCAGAAAGCCCUGGCCGUGGCUGCUAAGAAGAAGCUGGAGGCAGACCUGGGAGAACUGGAAGCAGGCAUCAGCAUGGCCAACAAGGGUCGUGACGAGGCCCUCAAACAGCUGAAGAAACUGCAGGCCCUGUUGAAAGAUCAGAUGAGGGAGCUGGAGGAUCUGCGUCUGUCCAGGGACGAGGCCCUCAACAUGGCCAAGGAGAACGAAAAGAAGGUCAAGGCAAUGGAGGCUGACACCAUCCAUCUCCAGGAGGAGUUGGCGUCUGCUGAGCGAGUCAAGAAACAGGCCCAGACAGAGAGGGAUGAACUGCAGGAUGAGCUCAACAGCCACAACGCUAAGAAUUCCCUGACGGUGGAUGAGAAGAGGAGGCUGGAGUCUCGUAUCGCUAAGCUAGAGGAGGAAUUGGAGGAGGAGCAGUUGAACACAGAGAUGGUCAACGACCGCUUGAGGAGAACCACACUGCAGACUGACCAGCUGACCACUGAGCUGACGGCAGAGCGCAGUACCGCCCAGCGCCUGGAGGGGCUCCGGGCCCAGCUGGACCGGCAGAACAAGGAGCUGAAGCUCAAGCUGCAGGAGCUGGAGGAGACUGUGAAGUCCAGAUACAAGGCCUCUAUCGCUGCCCUGGAGGCCAAGCUACUGCAGCUGGAGGAGCAACUGGACUUGGAGUUCAAGGAGCGUCAGCAUUCGUCCAGGCUGGUCAGGCGCACGGAGAAGAAGCUGAAAGAGGUGCUGCUGCAGGUGGAGGACGAGAGACGCAACACCGAGCAGUACAAAGCAGAGGCGGACAAGGCGAACAACCGCACACGUCAGCUAAAGCGUCAGCUGGAGGAGGCAGAGGAGGAAGUGACACGUGCCAACGCCAACCGCAGGAAGCUGCAGAGGGAGCUUGAUGAUGCCACUGAGUCGCAAGACGCCGUGACCCGAGAGGUCAGCACCCUGAAGAGCAAGCUCCGGCGCGGGGACUUGCCUUUAAACAUGCGCCGUGUCAUGAAUCGCACAGGCAUGGGGGACAGUGAUGAGGAGAUGGAUCUGACCAGCGACGCAUCCAAGCCUAUACCCGAGUGAGAUGAACGUGACAGGAGAGAGAUGCAAACUUUUACAGGGACCAUACUGGAAAUGCAAAAUCUAUCAUAGAUUUAAAUAAUAGUGCAUUCUAUAGCUGACUGCUCCAUCAGCCAUCCUUGCUAUCAUACAAAUAAUUGUAUACCAAGAUUUAUAUUGCUCUCUUCAGUGUCCAUUUUUGACCAUCUGUUUUGUUCAGGUAGGCCUAGUUGGAGAUCUGAGAUCGUUCUCCUAGAUUUACUAAUUCACAUUUGAAAUCUGUACAGUGCAUGUGUGCAAAACAAAUCUGUGGCCAAAUUAUAUUUUGUCAUGAAUGUGACUUUUUUUAGAGGCUAGCUUUCCAAAUAUGUGACUUUCUAGAUCCAUUUUUCUACUCAGCCAUUUUCAAUAUUAUAAGAAGUAUAUUAUUCCGACAUGGUUUAGCAGCUUAAAUUGUUAGUGUGGCUAGAAUACACCACAAUAUCCGCUGCCACCUCUUUUUCCCUUGGAACUUGUAUGAUACUUUUUCUGCCAUCUUUCGCUGUGCACAAUGUUUUUUCUUUAUGAAUGCAGUAAUUUAAUAUGGUUUAUUAGUGUUGUACUAUGUACUUCUGGUAUACAUUUUUUUUCACUGGUAUUUUCUGCACACACAUUAGUACUUAACUUUUAAUCCACAUUGUAGUACAUGCAUCACAUUUGCACACAGUUAUUACAUCUACAGUUAAAGCCUGCACUUUAUACCUGAAGGUCACAGGCAUUAAGUUGGUGCAUAUACACUGAGAAUAACUACAGCCUAAACACUUGCAAAUUGUAUUAUGCUGAAAUAUGUGCAGGGUCUUUUCUGAUAGUUAUUGGUCUCUUGAAAUGAUUGACUGCUUUGUUGAUCCAUGUGCUCUGCUAAAUAGAGAGAAUGGUGGUGGGUUAGAUGGCACUGUUCUUUGCACAUGAGUGGCAGUGAAUACUACAUGGUGUGAAUUCUACUUCACAUCUAAGAAUACAUACUCUUAUUUUUAAUCUAGCUUGGUCACUUUCAUUUGCUGUUAUCGCACUUUCACAUAUUUCAAUUGAGUUUAGAGGUUCUGCAAGAUCUAGUGGGGAUGUAUGCUUAUGCUGAAUUUUCACUCGAUGUUUAAUGAGUUGUCACUGAGGGGUAUAUUGACAAUUGUUUUAUUUCAGAGUAUUUUGUAUUUUAUCAGAUGCCAUGUUUCAAUAAAAUGAUACUAAAAGGAUA
This is a messenger RNA of Salvelinus sp. IW2-2015, 2614 nucleotides long. RefSeq names its product myosin heavy chain, embryonic smooth muscle isoform (gene myh9b). Gene Ontology annotation, cellular component: bicellular tight junction; myosin complex. NCBI's taxonomy places the organism in Eukaryota, Metazoa, Chordata, Actinopteri, Salmoniformes, Salmonidae. The record is from RefSeq and is a predicted model, not a curated record.